Messenger RNA from Mauremys mutica (yellowpond turtle), 3775 nucleotides. RefSeq names its product NLR family CARD domain containing 3 (gene NLRC3). Gene Ontology annotation, cellular component: cytosol. Gene Ontology annotation, biological process: regulation of apoptotic process; negative regulation of canonical NF-kappaB signal transduction. Gene Ontology annotation, molecular function: protein binding. Bases 347 to 3628 code for a protein of 1093 amino acids. The transcript is spliced from 20 exons. NCBI's taxonomy places the organism in Eukaryota, Metazoa, Chordata, Testudines, Geoemydidae. The record is from RefSeq and is a predicted model, not a curated record.
AGCACCUCUUGCAUUUUCUUUUGUGAACUUGGACAUCUCGGCAAAGGAGUUCCAGCUGCAUAGAGCAAAUGGUCUCAAAAUCCCUGGGCUUGGCUUAAAAAGAACCCUAGAGCUGAUGGACAAGCUUGGGUAUUGAGGUGGCUGUUGGACUUGAGGGAGGCUGCAGCAAACUGAGAAACAUGGAAAAAGGCUAACGGUCGCAGAGUGAGCCGUGAAUGCUGUGCCCGCACUGGGGCCCCGGCCUGAGAGGACAACGGGCAGAGUCGAUGGGAAGGCAGUGGGGUCUGCCUGCCAGUUGUCACGCUGUAGUCGGAAAGAAGGCUUCUAAUGCCACUGGAACCCCCUGAUGGAAGGGGUUUGGAUCAACCGCUAUCGGAAGCAGCUGGUGAGGUCCAUCUCGCCGCAGUUCCUGGAAGAGAUCAUCUGCUACAUGAGGAAGCUGGAUCUCCUCAGUGCUGAGGAGGCAGGCCAGGUUCAGGAGGUGAGCUCCCUGUCGGAGCAGGUGAAGGCAGUCAUGGAUCUUCUGGCUGGGAAGGGCAGCUAUGCCUCUCAGUCCCUGCAGACUUACAUAGAGACAACCAACGCCCAGCUCUAUCUCCACAUCACCGUCUAUGACCCUAUGGUGCAAAAGCAUUUGGAAAGUCUCCAGAACCGCUAUGGAACUGGUGUGGAACUUGGCCAGCUGGAGAGGCUCACUAAUCUUCUGCUGGUGGAAGGCUUGACAGAUAUUCAGCAGAAAGAGCAUGAUGUCAUGCAGAUUGAGGCCACCAAAGGCAUGAGAAAUGUUGCCAAGAAAAUCCCUCUGGAGAAGCUCUUUCUACCUCUGUCUAAAGUCAGCAUUCCUCCUCGAAUCUCUGUGACCGUGGGUGUGGCUGGGAUCGGCAAAAGCACUUUGGUGAAACUGUUUGCUUGCAUGUGGGCCAAAGGGGAGGUCAAUAAGGACAUCAUAUUCGUGCUGCCUCUCACCUUCCGGGAACUGAACACUUAUGAGAAACUCUCUGCUGAGAGGCUCAUCCGGUCGGCAUUCCCUCAUAUUACUGAACCCAGCUUUAUCUCCAAUGGCACCGCCCGGAUUUUACUGAUUCUGGAUGGCUUGGAUGAGUUUAAGACUCCUUUAGAUUUUUCCAACACAGUCGUUUGCACGGACCCCAAAAAGGAAAUUCAAGUGGAUAGUCUGAUCACCAAUAUUAUCCGUGGCAACCUGUUCCAGGAAGCUUCCAUUUGGGUCACUUCACGGCCCACAGCAGCCAGCCAAAUCCCAGGUGGCCUAGUUGACCGGAUGACAGAAAUACGAGGUUUUGGAGCUGUGGAGAUCAAGGACUUCUUGGAUCAGAUGUUCCUUGAGAACAAAGACUUAUCCAGUCAAGUCUUGGGUCAGAUCAAGGCUAACAGAUCUUUGUACACAAUGUGUACGGUUCCUGCCUUUUGCUGGAUAUCUGGCUCCUCAAUGGGCUAUUUCCUAAAGAACAGCACUGAUCAAUCCCAAGAAAUGACAACUGUUCCUAAGACUUUAUCAGAAAUCUACUCCUAUUACUUUAAAAUGGCACUGAGUAGUGACUGGCAGGAAAAACAGAAGGAGACUCCCAGGAUAGAACAAGCUAUAAACAACAGCAAAAAAAUUAUUGGUAAUCUGGGUCGGCUGGCAUUUUAUGGUCUGCUCAAGAAAAAGUAUGUAUUUUAUGAACAAGACAUGAAAGCCUAUGGCAUAGACCUCUCAUCACUACAAGGCAGCUUGUGCAAUAGGAUGUUACUCAAGGAAGAGAUGCAGUUCUCCACUGUCUACUAUUUCUCCCAUUUAACCCUCCAGGAGUUUUUGGCAGCCACUUAUUACUAUGCUUCAGCAAAGCGAGCAAUAUUUGAUCUCUUCACUGAGAGCGGGAUGUCCUGGCCUAAGUUUGGUUUCCUCAAUCACUUUAAGAACGCUGUCCAGAGAUCACUGCAGUCAGAUGACGGGCAACUGGAUAUCUUUGUACGCUUUCUCUCUGGACUUCUCUCCCCGCAGGUGAACAAAUUGCUGUCCGGUUGGCUCUUGAUGAAGGAUGAGCAUAACAGCUUCCGAAGCCACGUGAUCAGCUUUCUCCAGAGCUGCCUGAACACUGACUAUGUCAUCUCCUCCAGGACUGUGAACGUCAUGCAGUGCUUGUAUGAAGUGCAGCACAUGGAGCUGGCCAAGACUGUGGAGGAAGCUAUGAAAAACGAGAGCUUAGCUGGGAUGUUAACACCAGUGAAUUGUUCUGCCCUGGCUUAUCUCCUGCAGGUCUCUGAGGUGUGUAUGGAGGAGACAAACCUCUCCAACUGCCUCACCUACAAUAUCUGCAAAAGUCUGCUUUCCCAGCUCCUCUUCUGCAGUAAUCUCCGGCUGGACAAUAACAAGUUUAAGGACAAUGUGAUGGAGCUGUUGGGCAGCGUGCUGAGCGUGAAGGAUUGUCAGAUUCAAAAGAUGAGCUUGGCAGAAAACCAGAUCAGUAACAAAGGGGCCAAAGCCCUCGCCAGAUCCCUGAUGGUCAACAGGAGCCUGACAGUACUUGACCUUCGCAGUAACGCCAUCGGACCCACAGGGGCAAAAGCACUGGCUGAUGCACUGAAAAUAAAUCAAGUCCUACUCUCCCUGAACCUCCAGAAUAACGUGAUCAAGGACGAUGGUGCUAAAUUCCUGGCUGAGGCCCUUUUAACCAACCACAAACUGACAACUUUGCACCUUCAGAAGAACUCCAUUGGGCCCCAAGGUGCAAAGAAAAUAGCAGAAGCACUGAAGCAGAACGGGAAUCUCAGGGAAUUGAUCCUCUCCAGUAACUGUGUGGGGGACACUGGCUCUGUAGCCUUGGCCGAAGCUCUGAGAGUGAAUCACAGUCUCACAACCCUGGACCUCCAGAGCAAUUCGAUCAGUAACACGGGGGUCACGGCGCUGAUAGGUGCGCUGCGCUCCAACCGCAGCCUCAUCAGCCUCAACCUUCGGGAGAAUUCCAUCGGCCAAGAGGGGGGGCCGGAGAUAGCCAGCGCUCUGCGCGCUAACUGCACGCUGAGGAACCUAGACCUAGCGGCGAAUCUGUUGUAUGAUGAAGGCGUCAAGGCCAUUGCACUGGCGAUGAGAGAGAACCAGGCGCUCAUGUCCCUGCACCUGCAGUGGAACUUCAUCCAGUCGAAGGCGGCCAAGGCGCUGGCCCAAGCACUACACUCCAACACAAGCCUGACCAGCCUCGAUUUGCAGGAGAACGCUAUUGGCGAUGAAGGCAUGAUCGCCCUCGCUGCUGCUCUGAAGGUGAACACCACACUCACCACCCUCUGCCUCCAGGUGGCUUCGAUCGGGGUGAGCGGGGCCAAAGCCCUGGCAGAGGCCCUAGUUGUUAACAGAACCCUCACAACUCUGGACUUGAGAGGAAACUCCAUCGGUGUGGCUGGAGCCAAAGCUAUGGCCAACGCGCUGAAGGUUAACCGCAGUCUCCGUGUUCUGAACCUCCAGGAGAACUCCUUAGGCAUGGAUGGAGCUAUCUGCAUCGCCACAGCUCUGACCGGAAACCAUGGCCUCACCUACGUCAAUCUGCAGGGGAAUCGCAUCGGCCAGUCCGGCGCCAAGGUGAUCGCUGAUGCCAUCAGAACAAACUCUCCACGCUGCAUCGUCGAGAUGUGAGGGCCGGCUGCACCAGGAACGGCCAGCACGAUGUGUCGGACGCCGCAUCCCGCCUUGCUAGGAGCAGGGCACAGCGUGUGCUACGAGGUGGAGCCAGCCACUGCAUCAGUGCAAUUGCGCCGCAGCCGUAAGGGGCAGGGUGUGUGG